Stegastes partitus (bicolor damselfish) is the source of this 1359-nucleotide messenger RNA. Its product is annotated as alcohol dehydrogenase class-3. Gene Ontology annotation, molecular function: S-(hydroxymethyl)glutathione dehydrogenase [NAD(P)+] activity; zinc ion binding; alcohol dehydrogenase (NAD+) activity. The coding region runs from base 46 to 1176 and encodes 376 amino acids. NCBI's taxonomy places the organism in Eukaryota, Metazoa, Chordata, Actinopteri, Pomacentridae. The transcript is spliced from 9 exons. The record is from RefSeq and is a predicted model, not a curated record. Gene Ontology annotation, cellular component: cytosol. Gene Ontology annotation, biological process: formaldehyde catabolic process.
UACGGCCGCUCGCUGGUCCGCCUCCCGGCGCUGAAGGAAGACAACAUGGAGACAGCUGGUAAAGUGAUCAAGUGCAAGGCAGCUGUUGCCUGGGAGCCUGGGAAGCCUCUGUCCAUUGAGGAGGUGGAGGUGGCCCCGCCGAAGGCCCAUGAAGUCCGCAUCAAGAUCGUUGCUACAGGGGUGUGUCACACCGAUGCCUACACUCUGAGUGGCAGUGACCCUGAGGGACUCUUCCCUGUCAUUUUGGGACAUGAAGGUGCUGGAACAGUGGAGAGCGUUGGUGAGGGUGUCACUAAAUUCAAGCCAGGUGAUACCGUCGUCCCGCUGUACGUGCCGCAAUGUGGUGAAUGCAAAUUCUGCAAAAAUCCUAAGACCAACCUUUGUCAGAAAAUCAGAGUGACCCAAGGUCAGGGCCUGCUCCCUGACAAGACCUCCCGCUUCACUUGCAAGGGAAAGCAAGUGUUUCACUUCAUGGGGACCAGCACCUUCUCAGAGUACACCGUAGUGGCCGACAUCUCUCUGGCCAAGGUUAAUGAGAAGGCUCCACUGGAUAAGGUGUGCCUUCUUGGAUGUGGCAUCUCUACAGGUUACGGUGCUGCUAUUAACACUGCCAAGGUCGAGCCCGGUUCCACAUGCGCCGUGUUUGGCCUCGGAGCUGUCGGUCUGGCCGUCAUCAUGGGCUGCAAGGUUGCCGGGGCAACUAGGAUUAUUGGCGUAGACAUCAACCCUGGGAAGUUUGAGAAAGCCAAGGAGUUUGGAGCCACUGAAUUUGUGAACCCGAAGGACCACAGCAAGCCCAUCCAGGAGGUUCUGGUGGAGAUGACAGAUGGGGGUGUGGACUAUUCGUUUGAGUGCAUUGGAAAUGUGCAGAUCAUGAGAGCUGCACUGGAGGCGUGCCACAAAGGUUGGGGUGAAAGUGUCAUCAUCGGUGUAGCCGGAGCUGGACAGGAAAUCUCCACCAGACCGUUCCAGCUGGUGACAGGCCGAGUGUGGAGAGGCACAGCCUUCGGCGGGUGGAAGAGCGUGGAGAGCGUUCCUAAACUGGUAGAAGACUACAUGAAUAAGAAGCUGAAGGUGGACGAGUUUGUGACCCACACGCUGCCAUUUGAGAAGAUCAAUGAAGGAUUUGAUCUAAUGCAUGCUGGAGAGAGUAUCCGUGCAGUGCUGACUUUCUGAAGUGCCUAAACUGACAUCCUUCACAUCCGGCCUUUUAAACAAUCUCCUUCCAUAGAUGCAGCACUUGGUCGCCUGCACUUGUUUUGAUAACGCAUCUUUCAGUGUUAGACAUUUUCUAUUACCAGCAGGAUGUAUAUUAGAAACUGACUAAACAGCGUCAAUAAAAACUGUUGAAAAAUCAAA